This is a messenger RNA of Cylindrotheca closterium, 657 nucleotides long. The record is from the annotation of a GenBank genome assembly. Lineage: Eukaryota; Bacillariophyta; Bacillariophyceae; Bacillariales; Bacillariaceae.
AUGGUCAACGAGACUGUAAAUUCAAUACGAGAAAUGAUUGGUGGGUUGGCCUACAAUACCCCUAUAUUGAUUUCCGUCGAUGGGAAGAAGGAAUACAACAACGAAGAUAUAGAAAGACUCCAGAAAUACGUUGAAAACUUGCGAAUACGAUUCCUCCGUGAUCCCUAUGUCACUAUUCUCAACAAUUAUCAAUUUGGCCACAUUUCGAAUAGUAUUCGAGUGGCGCUGCAGGUGGUGGAGACUGAAUUCAUCUACGUCGUCCAGCAUGAUUUCAAAUUCAUCAAGCCCAUCAACCACACAUCUCUAGUCGGUGUCAUGCGAGAACACCCCAACCAAAUCAAAAUUGUAAGGUUCGGUAAACGUAAACAUCGAGAAGACGUUCUUGACGUUUGUGAUGAAUAUAAUGAGUUGGAUUCCGUGAAACAUGGCCUGUAUCUUGCACUUGCACAUUGGUCGGACAACAACCACUUUACUACCAAGAAGUACUACGCAAAGGUGUUAGAUAAUAUUGGUCCUACUCCCAGACCAGUAGAGCAUCCCAUGAUGAACAAUCUUAUCCUGAAUGCAUCCGAUUGUACGUACGUGCGGCAGUAUCUUUACAACUGGAAGCACGGUCCGUUCAUUGAGCAUCUCGAUGGCAGACUCACGCUUCAGUGA